AUGACAUUAACUGGUAAUGACUUGAGACGAUGGAUAAUUUUAAUGCUCAUUGGGCAAGUAUUAGCUGUGUCUUAUAAUCAACCAAAAUUCUGUCCAAAUCCAGCAUUUGAUUUAAAUGCUACCACUUUUGCAGAUAUCAGUACAAUUGGCACAGAACCAUACGA
This is a messenger RNA of Adineta steineri, 164 nucleotides long. Lineage: Eukaryota; Metazoa; Rotifera; Eurotatoria; Adinetida; Adinetidae. The record is from the annotation of a GenBank genome assembly.